Molecule: messenger RNA, 327 nt
Organism: Cyclocybe aegerita
Lineage: Eukaryota; Fungi; Basidiomycota; Agaricomycetes; Agaricales; Hemipholiotaceae
Source: the annotation of a GenBank genome assembly
AUGGCGUGCGAUGUCCUUCUCGGUGUCCGUGAACACCGGUUCACACAGCAGGCACCGGAAGCGUCCAUCCGAGUCUUGAUUCCAGUUGGUGGUUAUUGUGCGGGAGACGUCGGCAAGGGAGAGGUGGACGAGCCCGAGUACGAGGAGGUGGAAGAUAGGGAGGGUGUGGGUAAUGCCGUGGACGUAGAGGCUAUCGAUGCCAGGGAGAGCAAAGCAGCGCUUCCUCGGUUGCUUCUGUGGUGCCGCCACUGCAUUGACAUCGUCGACUCUUCGUCUAGUCCACCUGAGUCACCUGAGCAAGGGUUGGACACACUCGCAGUCGGCUGA